AUGAAGUUCUUCUACGAGAUCAUCUCGACCCCGACCGCCGACACUCCAGGCACGGUCGUCAACCUACACUUCCCCGACAAGCGAUACUUUUUCGGUCAGAUCUCGGAGGGAGUCCAGCGAGCAUGUAUCGAACGCGGUGUCAAGCUGACCUACCUGUCUGACAUCUUCAUCACAGGCCGCACCGAAUGGGCAAACCUGGGUGGACUGAUUGGUGUGAUCUUGACACUGGCAGACGCAACCUCAAGCUCUGCGGCGGCUCUUGAGGACGAUACCCGUAGAAAGGCAGAGCGGAAACGGAUAUCCCGCGCUGAAGGCAAGGCGCAGCUGGAACCAGUCGCACACUAUCAUGCUGGAGCCGGUCAGGAUCGAGCUGAUGUGACGAUUCAUGGAGCUACGAACCUUGCGCAUACUAUGGCUACUGCCCGACGCUUCGUGUUCCGAAAGGGAAUGCCUGUGUAUAUGCGUGAGUAUGAUUCUGAAAUUAUGGCGAAGCAGGCUCCGACGGAUAAAGAAGAUCCCUUUGAAGAUCCGUCAUGGUCCGACAGGAACAUUAAAGUUUGGGCUCUUCCUGUGAAGCCUGCCUUUUCAAGCAGUCCUAAGCAGCCCUGCCAGCCUCGGGCACAGAGCCCGCGGAAGCGGAGCUUGGGCGAGUUCCAAGAGCUUGUUGAUCAAGAACAGCUCGAAAUCGAUCAGCGUGCCAAGGACCAAUUGAUGAGACAGUCCGUUGUGUCGGAUAUGUUCAACUCAACUUGGAAGAUGGACGCCCUAGUUGAGACCCCAUUGGCCCAAGUCAGGAUGCCCGCAGCCAUGUUUGUGCGCAACCCGGACACAAAGGAUAUCGAGCCCUACAAAGGACCUGUGCCUGGCGACAAAGGACCUUUGCCUGAUAUUAAGGUGCUGGUUCGGCAGCCCUGGCCUGGUGCGAUGGUUGAUAGGUUGCCACCCACCACCCCUUCGAAGGAAGCUGUCUCUUAUAUCAUCCGCAACCAUGACAUCCGCGGCAAGUUUGACGCUGCCAAGGCCAAGGCACUGAAAGUUCGCUACGGGCCGGAUUACGCUAAAUUAACACGCGGAGAGGAUGUUCAGUCAGAGGACGGCCAGACCAUCACUCCUGAUAUGGUAUUGGGCGCUCCUAAGCUUGGAAAGGGCAUCGCUAUCAUCGACUUGCCUUCGUCUGAAUAUGUUGAAGACUUGAUCAAGCGUCCUGAAUGGAAUUCGCCUGCUGUAACUACGGAGCUCAAGGUCUUUGUCUGGAUUCUGGGCCCUGGGGUGGGCGAUCAUCCCAAGCUCCGUGAGUUUGUGGCGAGCAUGUCUCACUGCAAACACACUGUUUCCAGCACUGACUACUGUCCGAACUACCUGGCUCUUCAGAGCUCUGCUGAGGCUUCGAUUCGUUUGGCUCGUUUGAAGGGCGAUAAUUAUUCGAUUCCUGUUCAUGACAAUGUCACUUUGCCCCAGGUCGGGCUCUCAACCAAUAGCUCGAGCACGAAGAUUAGCUCACUAGUUGACCUUCCAUUUGAGCCUCUCACGCCCGGGUUGAUCGUUGACAUGGAGCCGAACUUCCGGAUCAACAAAGAUGAAAUCUUCCAAUAUUUGAACACUGCAAAAACUUUGGAAACGAUUCCGCGCGCUGUCGAGCAGCGAAUGGAGGUCAUUCGCACUCGUACGCGCAAGCCAGCUUUUCAAAGACAACUAGCUGAAAUGCGCGAGAAUCUCCCCGGUGCUGAGGCUGAGAUCAUCGCUCUCGGCACAGGCUCAUCUGCCCCAUCCAAGUACCGCAACGUUUCCGCUACAUUGCUCCACGCCCCUGGAUAUGGUUAUUAUCUGCUGGACUGUGGCGAGAACACUCUUGGUCAGCUUCAGCGAGUCUUCGAGCCUGAAGAGCUACGCGAGGUGCUGCGGAAUUUACGUAUGAUUUGGAUCAGCCAUCUGCACGCUGAUCACCAUCUGGGCACUGCCUCGCUCAUCAAAGCCUGGUACCGUGAAAACUAUGGAGCAGACUACGAACCGUCAUCUCCACCCGAGACCGAUUUGAACAAGAUCCUGCAGGAGAAGAAUCGCCUCUUCGUUGUGUCCGAGGAGAUGAUGAUCGCCUGGCUGGAAGAGUAUGCCUCUGUUGAGGAUUACGGAUUUGAUAAAAUUGUUCCUCUCAUCGCACACCCUGAGCCGUGCGGCAAUUCUAUUAAGACUACGUUCACUUGCCGGCAUCCACGCAACGGCGCUGCCCCUUACGGCCGAAAUUCAGCGAACAGAACCGUCCUUGACUUCAACGACAAUUCCGCUUACCUCACCCACCUUCUCAAAGAAAGCAUCCGCCUGGAUGAUAUUCUCACCACUCGUGUGAAGCAUUGCAAGGGUGCUCUCGCCGUUUCUCUCGUUUUCCCGGAUGGGUUUAAGGUCUCUUACUCAGGCGACUGCCGACCUUCGGAUAAAUUCGCCUCUAUCGGCCGCGACUCAACGGUGCUCAUUCACGAAGCCACUUUCCAAGACAACAUGGUAGGCUCGGCCCUCGCCAAGCGUCAUUCAACCACCGGAGAAGCAUUGGAAAUUGGCCGCCGGAUGGGAGCCCGUGCCGUUCUUCUUACCCAUUUCAGUCAACGGUACCAAAAGAUCGCCCAUGUCGACGAGUGUGCCGGCACCUCGCAUCAUGACGAAGUCAUCAAGGCACGGCAAGCUCAGGCAUCCGCAGCGAGGGAAGCUGGCGAGGCCGACAUUCCUCUGGAUGAGCCGGAAGAGAAUUUCUCAAAAUUACCGUCUGGCGCUCAACUCUUAGAUGACAUCCGCUUCCCUUCUGCUAGCCGACCAAGCCUCCCGCCCAGCAACAAGUGGAUUCCCGGCAAGAACGCCCCGAUCGCCACUGCGAUGGACUACAUGCGUAUCAAGGUUGGCGAUCUAGCAUACGCCCAAGCAUAUGCGCCUGCCAUUGAGAAGCUUGUUGAUCUCAUGGAGCGUAACUCGGACCAGCUGGCAGAAGAAGCAAAGAAGAAGCUGCAGGCGGAGGAAGAGGCCCGCCAGGCAAAGAAGAACAAGAAGUCCGGCAAAGGGAAAGCUGCUGCCGCUGCCGCUGUAGCUAUGGCUGCUCCGGUCUUGGCCGAGCCUGAAGAGCAUCAGAGGUCUGUCUUCAGUGCCAGUGAGAGUGAGAGCGGUUGGGAGACCAGUGACUAUGAGGAGUAA
This is a messenger RNA of Penicillium maclennaniae, 3174 nucleotides long. RefSeq names its product ribonuclease Z. The transcript has a single exon. The record is from RefSeq and is a predicted model, not a curated record. Gene Ontology annotation, cellular component: mitochondrion. NCBI's taxonomy places the organism in Eukaryota, Fungi, Ascomycota, Eurotiomycetes, Eurotiales, Aspergillaceae. Gene Ontology annotation, biological process: mitochondrial tRNA 3'-end processing. The coding region runs from base 1 to 3174 and encodes 1057 amino acids. Gene Ontology annotation, molecular function: 3'-tRNA processing endoribonuclease activity.